This is a messenger RNA of Gadus macrocephalus (Pacific cod), 1525 nucleotides long. It is a transcript of the gene gtf2b, whose product is annotated as general transcription factor IIB. Lineage: Eukaryota; Metazoa; Chordata; Actinopteri; Gadiformes; Gadidae. Bases 223 to 1080 code for a protein of 285 amino acids. Gene Ontology annotation, biological process: transcription initiation at RNA polymerase II promoter; transcription preinitiation complex assembly. Gene Ontology annotation, molecular function: TBP-class protein binding; RNA polymerase II general transcription initiation factor activity. The transcript has 7 exons. Gene Ontology annotation, cellular component: nucleus; transcription preinitiation complex. The record is from RefSeq and is a predicted model, not a curated record.
GCAGAAGCUCAGGAGGUAGAGGGGUAGAGCAGGUUGGUUGGUAACCGGAAUGUUGCUAGUUCGAUCCCCGGUUCCUCUUAGCUGGCUGUCGAGGGUUCCCUGGGGAAGACGCCUAACCCGGACUGUUCCUGACUCUUGGGCGGAGAGGCCCUGGCAUUACCCAGAGUGACGUGCCCAAACCACCCUGAUGCCUUGCUAGUGGAGGACUACAGAGCCGGGGACAUGAUCUGCCCCGAGUGCGGACUUGUUGUCGGCGACCGUGUGAUCGACGUGGGCUCAGAAUGGAGGACCUUCACCAAUGAGAAAGCCACCAAAGACCCGUCCAGAGUGGGAGACGCCCAGAACCCCCUGCUGAACGGAGGAGACCUCACCACCAUGAUCAGCAAGGGCACCGGCGCCGCCAGCUUCGACGAGUUUGGCAACUCCAAGUACCAGAACCGCCGCACCAUGAGCAGCUCGGACCGCGCCAUGCUGAACGCCUUCAAGGAGAUCACCACCAUGGCGGACCGCAUCAACCUGCCCAGGAACAUCAUCGACCGAACAAAUAACUUAUUCAAGCAAGUUUACGAACAGAAGAGCCUGAAAGGUCGUGCCAAUGACGCCAUCGCCUCGGCCUGCCUCUACAUCGCCUGCAGACAGGAAGGAGUCCCCAGGACAUUUAAAGAGAUCUGCGCCGUGUCCCGCAUCUCCAAGAAGGAGAUCGGCCGCUGCUUCAAGCUGAUCCUGAAGGCCCUGGAGACCAGCGUGGACCUCAUCACCACCGGGGACUUCAUGUCCCGCUUCUGCUCCAACCUGGGCCUGCCCAAGCACGUGCAGAUGGCCGCCACCUUCAUCGCCCGCAAGGCGGUGGAGCUGGACCUGGUGCCCGGCCGCAGCCCCAUCUCCGUGGCCGCCGCCGCCAUCUACAUGGCCUCCCAGGCCUCGGCCGAAAAGAAGACCCAGAAGGAGAUCGGGGACAUCGCCGGCGUGGCAGACGUGACGAUCCGGCAGUCCUACCGGCUGAUCUACCCCCGCGCCCCGGACCUCUUCCCCCCCGACUUCAAGUUCGACACACCCGUGGACAAGCUGCCUCAACUGUGAAGACCGCCGCGCUGCACACUCAGUGAAGACACUUUCUGCUGUAAUCCUAGGGUUAUAUUAUCUCUUUUUUAUCAUACUUUGUUGGAUUUGGAAAGAUUGUUUCCCUCCUCACUUAAGACUCCAAGCCUUUGUUUAGGCACUCUCGCAGGAAUACAAAGGACACACAUUCCAGUGCUUAAACAUACAGAUAGCAGACUGUGCAGACAGUGUUUCAUUUGAGUGUAUAUAGCUUGUAUAUAUGUCCAAGUCAAAACGUGUAAUAAGUGCUUUCACAAUUUUAGGCUGGUUUCAUACUAUAUACGAUUUUCUUUUUUUUGUAGAAAAAAAUAAUCUGGUUCUAUUUUGUUAGCUUGCAUUGUCCUCAGUAAAUUAAGAAAUAAGUUUUUCCGUAAAGCAUAGUUCACCUCAUGGUUUGAAAAAAAAGAUUAAACUCUGUUUACCAAAA